Chelonia mydas (Green sea turtle) is the source of this 3891-nucleotide messenger RNA. It is a transcript of the gene SERPINC1, whose product is annotated as serpin family C member 1. Gene Ontology annotation, molecular function: serine-type endopeptidase inhibitor activity. The record is from RefSeq and is a predicted model, not a curated record. The transcript has 7 exons. NCBI's taxonomy places the organism in Eukaryota, Metazoa, Chordata, Testudines, Cheloniidae. Bases 2118 to 3476 code for a protein of 452 amino acids. Gene Ontology annotation, biological process: regulation of blood coagulation.
CUGGGUCCCAGGAUGCUGGGGAGCCCACCCUAAGUGGGAAAACAACUUGGGAUUUUCUUUUUAGAACUACAGUAAGUGAUGAAUCUGUUUGAUCCCUUAGGAAGGCAUCUGUGGUUGCUCUAAGGAUUAGCAGUUUCCAUGUUCGGAGUGCUUUACGGACCCUAAUUAACCCCUACCUUAUUCCUUCCAGAGAGAGCAUUUAUUCUCCCCAUUUAUGGAUGAGAUAACUGAGGCAGAGGUCAUGUUUAUCCAAAAGCAACUGAGGGAAUCUGUUGCAGUGGGCUGGAGCAUGGGGCUGCUUGAAUCCCAGUCCUCUGCUCUAAAUGCUGGAUUCCUCUGAUGUUCCUGGAGUCUCCCUGUCUACGGCUCCCUGCAAGAACCUGGCAAUGUGCUGCUGUGCUAGAAAGCAUGGCCACUGUUCCUACAGCCUCCUCAAAUAUCCUUCAAUACCUCUUUCUUUUCUCCUCCCGUGAGGAGUGACUGUGAAAGCCUUACUACUUUGCUCCGAAACAGCCCCACCCAAUUUGUCUCCUGACCCAUAAGCCACCCAAAAUAGGUUCUUCAUGGCUCUGCCAAGAGUAAAACAGCUUUCAGAUGGGGAAACUGAGGCGCGCACGCACACCCCACUACCUCAUGUGCAACACCCUCCUCGAUGUCACUGGGGCCAACAUGGUGCUCUGUGCAUUGUUCAAAAGCGUGGCCACAUCCAAAGGUUUGUAAUAUUUCAAAAGGCAGUCUGCCAAGGAGAGUGACACACACUGGAGGCCUGUCUGCUCUUCCCAGUUGUACUGGGGGAGACCUGCAAAGCCUCUUAUUUUCUGUUGUGAAUGGUGACUUUUUUCUCCUUAGAGUUGAAGAUGGGAGACCUUUACAGCAGUAUGGCUGAUGCUUCUGAACCUUUGCCAUCAGGGGAGAGUGUGAGUGGGUCACCAGUUUCACCUCUCACUUGAGGAACCUGAGAUGCCAACACCUGCCCAGUGCAACAGAGCAUGGCAUCAGGACAAAAACUGCCUGCUCCAUAGAACCAGACAAAAAGUAAACAAUAUUUGAUUUAAUGCAUUUACUGUGUCAGACACAAGAAUAGUGCCUAUACAGUCUUGACAUAUGUCUUCUGUGUUGUGGGCCUCCCCCAGCUGCAGUGACUCUCUGAUCCAGCAAAGCACUAAAAGAGCCUAGAGAGAGAAGGUGACUGAAGAGCUCUGUGUAACUCGAAAGCUUCUCACCAACAGAAGUUGGUCCACUGAAAGAGAGCUCCUGACCCGUUUUGUGUCUCUAAUAUCCUCGGACCGACAUGGCUACAACAACCCUGCAUGCUGUCAGUUUUAAAAAUCAAAUCACUUUUGGAGCAGAGAGAGGCUUGUAUCCUGGCUAGAUGGUCCCGAAUCUGCACUAUAGUCUACCCUCUGCCAAUGUACGCUGCCCUAUGUACGUGGAUAUUUUUUUUAUCACAAUUCUGCUGCAGCCUUAACUUUCUAAUUGGUGUCAUUCCAACACCCACUAUAGUGGGAAUCUUUGUGACUUUCAGAGUGCAUUGGGCCAGGCUCUUAGCCCUUUGCUGCAGGACAGGUUGAUAAUUUCUCGGUAAUACAAAUGUACUUUUUUUGUCCUGGUAGGAAAUACACAUUCCCAAUGAAUUAAGGGGAAGUGGCCAUGACCAGUCCUUCCUUUGGCUAUGUUGAAAGUUAUUCUCAGUUAAAAGGCCAACAAAUGAUAUCUGGUGAAUGUAAACCAAUUACCUGAUGUUUCUUCCCUCUUCCAUCUGUGUGUUUUAUCAGCCAGAAUUGGGGAGCCCUGGAGUGUAUGUGGAGAAGGUGACCAAACUUUCCCUCCUCUGACUGAACUUUAAAACCUUUUUCAGAUCAAACAUUGCUUUGUUCAACUCUUUGCUUAACCUUCCACGGUUGGUCAUCAACCUUUGACCUCAACAUCCCACUUCUCCCCUCCCUCUCUCCCCUGACUUGACUGAGCACUGGUGGACUGGCAGAAAUUCAGUGCAGAAGCUACUAUUGACUAGCUUUGUGUCUGAUUUUUUCCCCCUGCUCUAAAGCAAGCGUGCCUGUCACUGUACGUUGCAGAUCACGUCCAGUAGGCGAGGAAUCUGAGACACCACAAGGAGGAUGCAUAUGUUCCUGUGGUUGAUCAUCAGCCUCUGGGGUGCAGUAACUCCUCAGUACCACCCUGUGGAAGAUAUCUGCACUGCAAAGCCAAGGGACAUCCCAGUGAAUCCCAUGUGCAUUUACCGUAACCCUGAGAAGGAGAGCGAGGGGCUAGGGUCGGAGCAAAUGAAGGAGAAGAUCCCAGAAUCUACUAAUCCUCGUGUCUGGGAGUUAUCGAAGGCCAACACCCGCUUCGCCACGGAAUUCUACAAAUACCUGGCAGAUUCCAAGAAUGACAAUGAAAACAUCUUCAUGUCACCCCUCAGCAUCUCCACAGCCUUUGCAAUGACCAAACUCGGUGCUUGCGGUAACACCCUCCAGCAGCUCAUGGAGGUUUUCCGGUUUGACACUAUUUCAGAGAAGACAUCUGAUCAGAUCCACUUCUUCUUCGCCAAGCUGAAUUGCCGGCUUUAUAAGAAGGCCAACAAAUCCUCAGAGCUGGUGUCGGCCAAUCGUCUCUUUGGGGAGAAAUCUCUGACCUUCAAUGAGACCUACCAGAACAUCAGUGAGGUGGUUUACGGAGCCAAACUCUGGCCCUUGAACUUCAAAGAAAAGCCGGAGCAGUCUAGGACUCUAAUUAACGAGUGGAUCGCUAAUAAAACCGAGAAGCGAAUUACUGAUGUGAUCCCUGAGGGAGGCAUUGAUGACCUCACUGUCCUGGUGCUGGUCAACACCAUUUACUUUAAGGGGCACUGGAAAUCGCAGUUCCUUGCUCAGAACACAAAAAGGGAUAAGUUCUAUAGAAGCGACGGCCAGAUCUGUACCACCCCCAUGAUGUACCAGGAGAAAAAGUUCCGUCAUGUCACCGUCCCCAGCGACCACGUGCAGGUGGUGGAGCUACCGUACAAAGGGGAUGACAUCACCAUGGUUCUCAUCCUGCCCACCAUGGGCAAUUCUCUUGGACAAGUGGAGCGGGACCUGACCCCAGAGCAGCUGCAGAGCUGGCUGGGCUCUAUGAAGGAGAUCUUGCUCUCUGUCUACCUCCCCCGCUUCCGCAUCGAAGACAACUUCAGCCUGAAGGAGAAGCUGCAGCACAUGGGGCUGGUGGAUCUCUUCAGCCCUGAAAGUGCCAAGCUCCCAGGCAUAGUUGCAGAGGGCCGUACAGACCUGUAUGUGUCUGAUGCUUUCCACAAAGCCUUCCUUGAGGUGAAUGAGGAAGGCAGUGAGGCAGCAGCUUCUACCGUAGUCAUGAUCUCGGGGCGUUCGUUUCCCAUGAACAAAAUGGUCUUCAAUGCUAACAGGCCCUUCCUGCUCCUCAUCCGGGAAGUUGCCAUCAACACCAUCAUCUUCAUGGGCCGAAUAUCCAAUCCCUGCUCUUAAGGAGUUGUGGCCAGGUCCCAGCCUCUCCGUCCCCAUUGGUAUCCAGUCAAUAAAAUAUCCUCUCCCCAUGUCUGUCUCUUACGCAGCAUUUUCUGCAGUAUUGCUAGUCAGCAGUUUGGAAGUCCCAGCUUUUCUCAGGGCAGCUGUUCUGUUGUUUGACACAACCCUUACUUAGGGACUGUAACCUGUUAAACUGUUUACCCCCUUGCUGUCACAGUCGGGCAAGGGAGGGUGAUGCAUCUAAGGUGAUGUUCUCUCAGCACCAGAGGAAGUCCCAUCCUGCAUUCUCUCUGUUAAAAGGAGGUUGGAUUCUCCCAGUAUUUUGCACCAAUAUUUGUUGUGUAUCGCUGUCCUCAUUCAGGCCUCAACUGUAACUCUGAUCACAUCUUCCAUUAAAAAACAAUCCAGCAAACUA